Molecule: messenger RNA, 639 nt
Organism: Cryptosporidium muris RN66
Lineage: Eukaryota; Apicomplexa; Conoidasida; Eucoccidiorida; Cryptosporidiidae
Product: GTP-binding nuclear protein ran/tc4, putative
Exons: 1
Coding region: 1-639 (212 amino acids)
Biological process (GO): ribosomal subunit export from nucleus; protein import into nucleus
Cellular component (GO): nucleus; cytoplasm
Molecular function (GO): GTPase activity; GTP binding
Source: RefSeq, a predicted model, not a curated record
AUGGCAGUACAAGCACCAGAAUUCAAGCUUGCACUGGUUGGUGAUGGUGGUGUAGGAAAAACGACACUAGUAAAACGUCACUUGACAGGUGAAUUUGAGAAGAAAUACAUACCAACUAUUGGAGUUGAAGUACAUCCAUUAAGAUUUAAUACAGAUUUUGGUCCACUUAUUUUUAAUGUAUGGGAUACGGCAGGUCAAGAAAAAUUUGGUGGAUUAAGGGAUGGAUAUUAUAUUAAAGGUCAAUGUGCUAUCAUUAUGUUUGAUGUGACUUCGCGAAUAACUUAUAAAAAUGUCCCUAACUGGCAUCGUGAUAUUGUACGUGUAUGUGAGAAUAUACCAAUAGUUCUAGUUGGAAAUAAGGUAGAUGUUAAGGAUAGACAAGUUAAGGCAAGACAAAUUCAAUAUCAUAGGAGACGUAAUUUACAAUAUUAUGAUGUAUCUGCUAGAAGUAAUUACAAUUUCGAAAAACCAUUUUUAUGGUUAGCAAGGAGACUUACUAAUCAACCAGCUCUUCUAUUUGUAGGUCAGCAUGCAAAGGCACCUGAAGUAUCUAUUGAUCCAACUCUUGUUGCUCAAGCUGAGAAGGAAUUGACUGAUGCUGCAAAUGCGCCAAUUGAAGAUGAUGAUGAAGAUCUUUGA